AUGGCGACCAUCACUGAAACCCCCAAGACCCAAACAUACAAGGUCAAACCGACGCCUCCAAUCCCCGUUGUUGAUGGCCCUACAACGACCCCAGAGGAGGUAGUUGAGGCGCUCAAGGUGGCUGGAGGAUGCAUCGUUAGACGGGCUGUCCCGGUCGAGAUUGUCGAUCAGGUCGAAAAGGAUAUCCGACCAGCCUUGGACCAAGACACCCCGUGGGUUGGGUCUUUCUUCCCUGCCAACACGAAGCGCUGCUACGGCGUGUUGGGAAAAUCCGACGCAGCUUGCGAGGUCGUCCUGAACCCACUCUUCCAGGCCGUCGCCAGCAUGCUACUCACAGACGCCAACUGGUUCUGGGAGGGGACGGAAAAGCGCUGGGCAGUCAGCAAGCCCCAGUUAAUGAACACCACGGUCUUCAGCAUUGGACCUGGUGCUACGGCUCAGCCGCUCCAUCGCGAUGACGGUAUCCAUCACCGUAUUCCUAAAGCCAUUGACUCCUACCCGGCCGAUCUCAAACGCGACACCAGCCUCGGCUUCCUAGUCGCAGGCAAGAAAGCGACGAAAGAGAACGGGGCCACGAGAUUCAUCCCCGGAAGCCAUCUCUGGGCUCACGAGCAGCCGCCCGACGAGUCACUCUGCCAAUAUGCAGAACUCGAAAAGGGCGAUGCCUUUUUCAUGUUGUCGGGCGUCUUCCACGGCGGGAGCGCCAACCAUACCACGGACGAGGAACGCCUCAUUUUCGCAAACUUCAUGACCAGAGGCUGGCUGAGGCAGGAGGAGAACCAAUAUUUGACGUAUGAGAAGGAGGUCAUGCAGCGGUUGCCCGUGGAGAUCCAAAAACUGGUGGGAUACAGUCUGUCGGAACCAUUCUUGGGCUGGGUGAAUGCGGCGGAUCCACGAAUUGUCUUGGAUCCUAACGUUGAGCGCAACAUGGACAUCUUCUCCUCGUCGGAGAUCCCUGUUGACGUCUAG
Molecule: messenger RNA, 969 nt
Organism: Capronia coronata CBS 617.96
Lineage: Eukaryota; Fungi; Ascomycota; Eurotiomycetes; Chaetothyriales; Herpotrichiellaceae
Exons: 2
Coding region: 1-969 (322 amino acids)
Source: RefSeq, a predicted model, not a curated record